AUGUUCUUCCAGUUUAUCUGUGCUGUGGUGACCAGGUCUCUGUUUCUCCUGCUCUCCCUCAUAGGGGUGUGGAGGGUGGUGUGGGUGAAGGACCAUGGCCUCUACUGGCUCCUCACCGGCCUCUGCCUGCCUCUGGUGGUGGAGAUGAUCCUGACUCUGAAGAGGAGACGGGGAAAAGAUUACAAAUGGUUUUCUCCUGCUAUCUUCCUCUUUCUCGUCAGUAUCAUCCCGUCAUUAUGGAUUUUAGAGCUCCACCACCAAGAGAACAAGUCCACUGACUCCAGGUGUGAAAAACUGGACUCUACCGAAAAUAUUAAGAGUAUUUUUAAACUUCAGACCUCAGUUUGUGCUAACGACUGGAUCCUGGCUCUGCACCAAAUCCUGCUCAUCCUACUGAUCAUAGGGAAGUGGCUGCUGCCGGCCGCUGGAGAGCUGACCAGAGACCAGCUCUCCCAGUUACUGCUCAUCUUCGUGGGCACCGCCGCCGACAUACUGGAGUUCACCUCGGAAACACUGACUGACAUGAA
Notothenia coriiceps (black rockcod) is the source of this 527-nucleotide messenger RNA. RefSeq names its product transmembrane protein 26b (gene tmem26b). The transcript is spliced from 4 exons. The annotation marks the transcript as partial. The record is from RefSeq and is a predicted model, not a curated record. NCBI's taxonomy places the organism in Eukaryota, Metazoa, Chordata, Actinopteri, Perciformes, Nototheniidae.